This is a messenger RNA of Mycena citricolor, 507 nucleotides long. The record is from the annotation of a GenBank genome assembly. NCBI's taxonomy places the organism in Eukaryota, Fungi, Basidiomycota, Agaricomycetes, Agaricales, Mycenaceae.
AUGAGAACAUCUUCACGCCCAUUUGUCAGGGGACGCCGCGCUCCUUGGGCACGUGACCAUGCACGUGACCCACUGCGCCCUCUCUGCCGACCCGUGCCUGCUCACCUGUUGAUCACCCAGCCUCCUCCUCCUCCUUCGAUCCUCAUCUCCAUCCAUGCCGACAUCCGCCCUCUUCCUCCUUCCCCUGGCCAUCUCCCUCGAAUCCCCGCAAGCGGUCUAGCCAAGCCCGAUUCCUUGCACCAGGGAGUGCUACUGCCAUGCCUUGCGCUCAUCCGCACCACCCCUCUUCCCAGUCGGGCAUUGGUCCUCGCCUCCGAUGCCUCCACUGGCUGGCCCGGCACUGGCCUGGCCACUGGGCUCCUCCAGUGUGGCCUUCCACUGUUGGUGUCUCAGGAGCUGGCCGUCACUGGCCCCUCUGAGCCACUCACUAUCUUAUCUGGGAGUUGCCCUUACACCAUUGGCCUAGUCAAUGAGGACAUCGACCCUAGAGAGGGGGUAAUGUCAUAG